AUGAAUAAAUCACUGAAAUUCCUUAUGAUUUUUCUAUAUAGUAUGGAUAUCAUUGCUUUUAUAUACCUGUAUACUCUAAGCUUCUUCUAACUUUCUUUCAAAGGGAUUUGCAGGAAAAUCAAAUUAACAUGUUUGUUCCUUUUUUUUUUAGCUCCAUGUGCUCCAACUAACCUGGUAGUCAAAACUGAAUGUGGUGCUAACUUGGCGAUUCUCAACUGGACUCCCAGUUUAUACGCCAUCUCCUACAGAGCUACCUUUACUGGAACCCAUAACCACACUGUUUCCUGUUCUACUAAUUCAACAACCUGCUCAGUAAAAGUCGACUGUGGACACCAGUACUCAGCAGUUGUGGUUGCUUCCACCGCAUCAUGCAGCAGCAGUUCUUCACCUUUAACUUUUAACUCAGGUAAGAGUUCAACUUUUGUAUUUGCUUUGAUCAGAAAAAUCACCGACCAGAUCGUGGAAUGGAAACGUUUUCUUCCUCCAAAACAGCUCCCUGUCUGCCUGACCACCUGCAAGCCGAGCUGAACUGCAGCACCAACAGCUUUUUUGUGCACUGGAGAGGAAGCGUCGGGAAUGUUGGUUUGUACACUGCCAUCGCCAUUGGCAGUGACGGCUCCCGUGUGAGCUGUAAUUCCACCAGUCCUGAAUGCACCAUUCACAACCUGAAGUGUGGCCUCCUGUACAGCAUCGUUGUCACCAUUUCAUCUGUUGACUGUGCCGUCAUCCAGGGCUCAGACUACCAGAUCUAUUCAGCUCCUUGUAAACCAGACCAAGUGUCUGUGAGUUUGCAGUGCAGCACUAACGUGGCAUUGAUCACCUGGGAGCACUCAGGCCCUGACCAGACUCAGGAGGUCACAGCGACAGACAGUAGAGGACUCACAGCUACCUGCUACUCCAGCGGCUCCAACUGCACCUUCAACCAGCUGAGCUGUGGAAAGACGUAUGCCAUCAGUGUGGUAGGCCGCACCAACUCAUGCAGCAGUGAGCCGGCUGUCGCCCAGGUGCUCCAAACAGCCCCGUGCGUUCCCACCCACGUCGUAGCAAUCGUAAACUGUGAUGUCAAUAUUACCAUGGUUACGUGGGAUUCAGCGCUUGGGGCCACAUCAUACACCGUCUAUGCCCGGGGUAGCCUUGGCCACACUUCUAAAUGCAACAGCACCAGCAGUAGCACUGAGUGCAACUUCUUUGACCUGGGGUGUGGGCAGGAUUACAACAUAACCGUGGUGGCCUUUCAUGACACCUGUUCCAGUUUGGUUAGUGAGACCAUCACUGUGACCACAGGUCCUUGUCCUUAUAGUGGUUUGAAGGCCACACUAGACUGUAACACAAACACGGUUGAGGUUUCUUGGACUCCUGGCAGAGGGAUCCUUUAUUAUGAUGCCAAAGCUAAACCAUUUAACAGUGUUCAAACACAGGGGUGCUCAAACAAUGGUUCUUCGUGUAACAUUAGCUCUUUGCAAUGUGGAGAAACAUACAGCGUUAGUGUCACCGGACAGGGAGAAAAUUGUCCCAGCCCUUCAAACUUUUGGCGCAGAAUUAUAACAGCUCCGUGUCCUCCCACCAACAUGAGGAUAGACUCUUCCUGUGAAUCCAACAACAUCACCGUUUCAUGGGAGGCUUCGCAAGGAUCAGUCUCCUACAUGGCAGUGGCAGAAAACACAAAAGGCGACCAGUGGUCCUGUAACACCAGCAGUACCACCUGCCAAAUACCUGAUCUGCUGUGUGGCCAGGAGUACAAGGUCUUUGUUGCUGGUAUAGAUGAGAACUGCUUCGGAGCCAGGAGUGGCAUGAAAACUAUUCACACAGCACCAUGUGUGCCAGAGAACAUCCAGGACCAUCUCGAUUGUCCGUCUGGUGUUCUCAACCUAACCUGGCAGUCAACAGGUCACUUUUUGCAGUUCCAUGCCUCUUUAAGGAGCAAGACAGGUCACAUCACUGGCUGCACAACAGCUAAACCUUACUGUGUAGUGCACAACAUGAAUUGUGACAUGACCUAUGAGGUGACAGUAAGAGCCCAAGAUAAGGCCUGCAACAGUUCCCUGAGCCCAGUAAAAACAGUCAUUGCAGCUCCCUGCCCACUCUCCUCCUUCCUUCCUGUAAUAAAUUGUGCCACGGGAGUUGCAUCUAUCACCUGGAACACCAGCAUCACAGGAUUGGUGCACUCUGUGACUGCAGUUGAUGCUGCAGGUCAAAAGCAUAACUGCAGUGGCACAGACACAGGAUGCAAUCUCAGCUCACUGAAGUGUGGGACAGAGUACAACGUUACCAUAACACCAUCCAGGAAUGAAUGUGUGGGCAAAAGCAGUCCUACAGAGAUGAUUAAAACUGUUCCCUGCGUUCCUUAUCUGUCGGAUGUUGAGAUCGACUGCCUUGCAAACUCAGCCUGGGUGAUGUUUAACAGCUCUGAUGGAGCUGAAGACUAUAUCGUCAUGGCUACGGACAGUUUGGGCGCCGUCCAGACAUUUGACUGUAACUCCAGGACAGAUGGGACGUGUUCUCUCCCACCACUGCCGUGCAGCCAAAAUCUCACUUUUACCCUGAUGGCACAAGACCAGCAGUGCACAAGUUCACCCAGUAACAUUGUAGUCACUGAGACUGCUCCCUGUCCCCCUGAUAAUAUAAAGGAGUUAGUAAACUGCGAGAAUGGAACCAUGACCAUCACCUGGUCAGCUGUUCCUGGUGCAGUUACAUACACGGCCAUGAUAGAAGAGAUAAAUGGAGGCAAACCCAGCUGCUGCACCACAUCGAAAAGUGGCUGUGAAAUUUCCGGUCUGCCUUGUGGAGAAAUGUACAUCCUGCAUGUCACAGCUGAAGGGAGAAUGUGCAACAGCUCAGAGAGUCAAGGACUCAUCACCAGAACAGUGCCAUGUGUUCCUGAAAGGCUGGAAGCUAAUCUGAGGUGCAGCAACAAUGUGGCCUCCAUGUCUUGGGGCUUCAGCAAUGGGGGACAGCUUUACACAGUGACAGCAGUGGGCACAGAUGGCCACGUUGACCAAUGCAGAUCUCCUGACAGCAAGUGUGAUCUGUUGAAUCUCCACUGUGGAGAGCAUUAUACAGCCACUGUGACUGCUGAGGACAUAGAGUGCAAGAGCAAACCAAGUGAGAGAGUGACCAUCAAGACUGUGCCAUGUACUCCUGCAAACAUCUCCUCUGUGAUGGACUGUGAAGCCAAUGCAUUGAUUGUUUCCUGGUCUGAGAGCCCUGGAGCUGAUUCCUACAUCGCCUCAUUGCGGGACAGCAACAAUCAGAUCACUUCCUGUCAGGGCACAACAACAGGCUCUUGUAAUGUCACAGGACUUGGCUGUAGUCAAAUUUAUCAAGCCUCUGUGGUCUCCUCUGAUGGAUACUGCAGCAGUCCCCCCUCUGUUGUGGUUGAGACACCCUCAGCACCCUGUAAACCAAGAUACAUCAAAGCAAUGAUGGACUGUUACACAAGGACGGCUGAGGUUUCUUGGUAUCCAAGUAUUGGAGCUUUGUCAUACGAGGUCUUGGCCAUGUCUGCGUCUGGAAGCAGUGCAGUUUGUGAGACCAACAUGACCACCUGCACACUAGAAGGGCUGCUUUGUGGUCACAGCUACUCUGUGUCUGUCAAAGCUAUUGGAGACUCCUGCAACAGCAUCGCUGACACGAGUGGACUACUGGUCACAGAGCCUUGCAUCCCUGAUCACAUCACCGCUCAGUACAGCCUGACGAUUGGUCAGGUGCAGUGGGAUUUGGCCAGUGGAGCUGUAAACUACACAGUCAUUGGUGAAACAGACCAAGGACUUGUAGUCUCUUGCACUACCAGCGACACCUAUUGUGCAUUGUACAACAUGGGCUGUGGACAAAUCUACAACAUCACAGUUGGAGCGCACAAUGAAGCGUGCAGCGAUGUGUCUGUCUCUACUGUAGCAGCUACCAUUAUGACAGAACCGUGUCCACCCAAUAAUGUGCAGACAAGCGUGGACUGUCGAACAAACCAGGGAACCGUGUCAUGGGAGACCAGCUUUGGUGCCAUAGGCUACGAGGCUCAGCUCUCUGGACGUGACGGACACUCACUGACCUGCCUUACCAACGACACUUUCUGCAGUGUAGAAAACCUCCACUGUGGAGUCAUCUAUUACACUACUGUCAUUGCCAUCGGGGAGACACUCAACAGCAGCAUGUCUACCACUGUCUUGCUGAUUUCAGGUCCAUGCACAGCUGGAAACGUGGCAGCUAGCCUCGACUGCUACAACAACACAGCUGAGGUCUCCUGGAGCCCUGCCAUCGGGGCCAGCUCUUACAUUGUGACUGCAGUGGCAACAGAUGGCUUUGUGGCUUCCUGUGUGACCAAUGAGUUCCACUGUAACCUGACAGAGCUGCAGUGUGGUCAGGUGUACAACGUAACUCUCACAACCGUCAGCGAGCAAUGUCAGAUUGAGUCAUAUGCCAAUGUUUCCUUCGACUCACUGGAUGAGGAAAGUGAGACGGACAGAAAUGAGGGAUAA
Molecule: messenger RNA, 4472 nt
Organism: Oryzias latipes (Japanese medaka)
Lineage: Eukaryota; Metazoa; Chordata; Actinopteri; Beloniformes; Adrianichthyidae
Source: RefSeq, a predicted model, not a curated record